UGGUUUGUGAUGAAACUGUGUCAACUUAUGAAUGGGUUCUAGAACAAACUAAGCAUGCAACAGGGAAUCUUCAACCAAAAACACUUUUUACUGAUGCAGACCCAGCGAUGCAGGUUGCGAUAAGCAACCAGUAUCCUAGGACAAUUGUGAGACAUUGUGCUUUUCAUAUUCGACAAAAUUUAAUAAAGAAAGUUAAACCAAAACUUCAAAGUAAAUGGGAUACUUUCAUUAAUGAUUUCUAUGUUAUGCGCAAUUCACUUACCAGUACAGCUUUUGAACGCUGUUGGACAAAUUUAAUUAAUAAAUACCCAGAAGUUCAAAAAUAUUUUGAACUUGAAUUAAGACUAAAAGAUGAAGCCAAAUAUUCACGAUGGCAAGAAUUUCGGAAUAUGAACCCUACUACUGGAAUCCCCCGG
Messenger RNA from Racocetra fulgida, 416 nucleotides. NCBI's taxonomy places the organism in Eukaryota, Fungi, Glomeromycota, Glomeromycetes, Diversisporales, Gigasporaceae. The record is from the annotation of a GenBank genome assembly.